Morchella sextelata is the source of this 447-nucleotide messenger RNA. RefSeq lists its product as uncharacterized. Gene Ontology annotation, biological process: diphosphoinositol polyphosphate metabolic process; diadenosine hexaphosphate catabolic process; adenosine 5'-(hexahydrogen pentaphosphate) catabolic process. The record is from RefSeq and is a predicted model, not a curated record. Lineage: Eukaryota; Fungi; Ascomycota; Pezizomycetes; Pezizales; Morchellaceae. Gene Ontology annotation, molecular function: endopolyphosphatase activity; bis(5'-adenosyl)-pentaphosphatase activity; diphosphoinositol-polyphosphate diphosphatase activity. The transcript is spliced from 2 exons. The coding region runs from base 1 to 447 and encodes 148 amino acids. Gene Ontology annotation, cellular component: cytoplasm; nucleus.
AUGGAAUUUCCAGGAUAUGCACCCGACGGAUCACGUCUUGUUGCGGGUGUUGUAGCGGUUUCGUCAGAUAAGAAAAAAGUUCUUGUCGUUGAAUCAACAAACCGUAAGAACCACUGGGUCUUGCCCAAAGGUGGUUAUGAGACGGAUGAAGCCAAUCCGGAAGAUGCUGCAACUCGCGAAGCUUGGGAAGAAGCUGGCAUCACUGGAAAGGUCACGAGAUCACUCGGCGAAAUCAAGGAUCCCCGCCCAGUAGUGCCCGAAAAACGGGUCCAGCGCUCGUUAUACUACUUCUUUGAGUUCAAGGUGGAAAAGGAAGAAUCGGAAUGGCCGGAGAUGCACAAGCGGAGACGCACCUGGUUGACCUACGAGGAGGCCACCAAGUGUUUCAAGGUGAUGGGUAGACCUGAGCUACAAGAAGCAGUCGACCGCAGCAGCGUCAGUCGGUAG